Messenger RNA from Drosophila suzukii, 2161 nucleotides. RefSeq lists its product as uncharacterized. NCBI's taxonomy places the organism in Eukaryota, Metazoa, Arthropoda, Insecta, Diptera, Drosophilidae. Gene Ontology annotation, molecular function: chitin binding. Gene Ontology annotation, cellular component: extracellular region. The record is from RefSeq and is a predicted model, not a curated record.
ACUCUUUAGGGGACGGCUAUAAAAAGAAGCUGCAGGUUGGUUAGUUGUCAGAGCACAGAAGCGAAAGCGGUAAAGUUGCCAACUACAGCUAGUUAUCCUUUUGCGUCGCCGAAAAUAUUCGAUGAAUCUGUCUAGCCUUUUCCUUCUGGCCCUCGUGGCAUCCGUCGCUAUCUGCGCCGGAUCUGCCCACAGAAUAAGCCGGCCAGUAUCUCCAAAGGAGCCGUGUCAGGCCAUUACCACCACUCCACCAUGUGAGACAAUAACCACCACUACAACAAGCCCAGAACAGCCACCCUGUGAGCCGACAACCACUACAACACCAAAGCCCGAAGAGCCAUCUGAGCCGACAACUACCACAACACCUCCUCCAUGCGAGACGACAACCACUACCACUACGACAACAACCACAACAACGACAACCACUACCACAACUACAACAACCACAACUACAACAACCACAACAACAACAACCACAACAACAACUACUACAACAACCACGUCAACACCUCCAUGUGAGACAACAACCACUACCACGACAACCACUACCACAACUACAACAACCACAACUACAACUACAACAACCACAACUACAACAACCACAACAACAACAACAACUACAACAACACCUCCAUGUGAGACGACAACCACUACAACAACAACCACUACAACGACAACCACUACCACUACAACGACAACCACUACAACGACAACCACAACUACAACAACCACAACUACAACAACCACGACUACAACAACCACAACUACUACAACAACCACGACAACCCCAGAACAGCCACCCUGUGAGCCAACAACCACUACAACCCCAAAACCAGAUGAGCUCCCCUGUGAGCCUACAACCACUACAACACCAGCGCCAGAGGAGCCAGAAGAGCCCUGUGAGCCCACCACCACCACAACACCGCCUCCUUGUGAAACGACAACCACUACUACUACGACAACAACCACUACAACGACAACCACUACCACAACUACAACAACCACUACCACUACAACAACGACCACGACAACAACAACCACAACAACAACAACCACAACAACAACAACCACGACAACAACAACCCCAGAACAGCCACCCUGUGAGCCAACAACGACUACAACACCAAUACCAGAUGAGUCCCCCUGUGAGCUAAUAAGCACCACAACACCAACCCCAGAAGAGUCUCCAUGUGAGCCAACAACUACCACAACCCCACCUCCAUGUGAGACAACAACCACUACAACAACGACAACAACCACUACAACGACAACUACUACCACUACAACGACAACUACUACCACAACAACCACUACCACAACGACAACAACCACGACUACAACAACCACAACCACCACUACAACAACCACGACUACAACAACUACAACCACUACAACAACAACCACGACAACAACUUGUUCCCCAACAACAACAACGACAACAACCCCAGAACAGCCACCAUGUGAGCCAACAACCACCACAACACCAACCCCAGAACAGCCACCCUGUGAGCCAACAACUACCACAACACCACCUCCUUGUGAGACAACAACCACUACCACUACGACAACAACCACUACGACAACAACCACUACGACGACAACCACAACAACCACUACAACGACAACCACUACUACAACCACAACGACAACAACACCAGAACAGCCCCCUUGUGAGCCAACUACCACAACACCUCCCCAAAAAGCUCCCUGCACCCGCACCACAACUUCUGCACCACCUUGUGAAGAGACAACCACUCCGGCCUGUGAUGAGAGUGCUUCCGAUAAGCUGACAACCAAGCCAGCUAAGAAAACCAUUGCUAAGCCGAGCAGCACCAUCAAAGCCAUCGUCUCAGUCGGAACGAGUGCCAUGUGCGCUAACCGCGCCGAAGGAACCAUAAUCCAGGACCCGAACCAUUGCAGGAGGUACUAUGAAUGCCGCGGCGGACGUCGCCUGUUGCGCAAGUGUCGUACUGGUUUGUGGUAUGAUUCGGAGGCCGGAGAGUGCCUGCCACGCAGUGAGGUCCUGAACUGCCCGGCUCAACGUAACUAAAACCCUUUUGCCACCUUCAGUCAACUGGAAUGGGGCCAGAGCUUGCAUUGGUCCUUGCUAUCCGUAACUAACAGUAACCACCUACUCAAUAAACAGCAUAUUAAUCACAACCAA